Molecule: messenger RNA, 693 nt
Organism: Kockovaella imperatae
Lineage: Eukaryota; Fungi; Basidiomycota; Tremellomycetes; Tremellales; Cuniculitremaceae
Exons: 4
Coding region: 199-585 (128 amino acids)
Source: RefSeq, a predicted model, not a curated record
CUUGCUCGCCAGUCGAGCUAAGGAGGGCCUUAUGUCCUGAUCAUAAUCAACACUUGACCCUUCCGUAGAUCAUAUAACCCAUGGACAUUUGAUCUGUUUUACUAUAUACUUGGUGGCAGUGUGUGCCAAAUACCGGGAAACAGGCCUUUGCGGUUGCCGAGUGGAGCACACUUCCCAUACAGGUGUAUUCUUGACACCAUGACGGUCAAAGUCAUUCGCAUAGCUCUCUUGAUAUGCGAUACACCACUGCCGAGAGUGAUGAAGGACCAUGGCGAUUACCUUCAGAUAUACCGUACUUGGCUACUUGAUUCUCUGGCAACAUAUUCCGACCAGGAGAUAGCUCAGGACACAGAGCUCAUACUUGACGGAUACAACGUUGUGGAUCAUGGUCAAUUUCCGCCGAGGGAGAGAUUGAUAGCGGGCGCUAGAGAUGCCUACGACGCAGUCAUGUUGACGGGAUCAAGUGAGUACAGUGCAUUGCAUUGCAUCUAUGGCAGGUGUAUUGGGUUCUAUUCGCGACCCACGCUGUGUCGAGAGCUCCUGCUGAAUACGUCCCGAAUACCCUUCAGAACAUACCGCUCAUGACCCUUCGGAAACGUUUGUUCCUCCCCUCGUGGACUUUGUCAAGCAGCUCGUGCAUGACCCCUUGACGAUGCAUCUUCAAGUACUUGGGAUAUGUUUUGGACAUCAGAU